GUAGUACCCGAAGUUUUUGAUCAGAACGGCGCUUCAUAAUUUUCGAAAAUAAGCUUCGAUUGUUUUUUUACCAUAUAUGGUUCCUGCGUGUUGCCAAAAAAAAAAAAUUUCAAAAUUAGGAUUGGUCUAUAAAAUAGCAGAAGGAACCUAGCUUGUAUUAAACUCUCAUAAUAAAAAUGUCUAUUUUUAAAUCUUUUGGUCUUUUUCGAAAAACAGAACCUAAAUUUUUCAACAUAUUACGAUUGUUGACUGCUCUCGUCUUUACAUGUGCUCUUGGGUAUUAUGUUUGGAUUUCACUUAACAAAUUCGUUUCCGAAAUUAAUCCUAUAUCUUUAACAUAUCCAAAGUUUCAUAUUUGCCCAAAAACUUUAAGCGACGAUAAUAAUUCAAUAGCAAGAAUAUCAUUAUACAAUUUAUACCAUAAUAGAUCAGAUUCUCAUUGGUAUAUUAUUAUUCCUAAUAAUUAUUCGGUCAAUGAUGACAAUAAACUUAUGACCAAAUUUUAUCCGAACAUGACUAACAAUUUAUACAACAACAGUGUUAUUAAUGGUAUUAAUGGUAGUGAUGAUAAUCGUUGUAUGGAAUUUGCAUUUAGAAAUGACUACAUCAAAAAUCCCAAAGGACAUCAUAAGAACGCUCUCCUCUUUAUUAUUACUUUGGAUAAUUCUUCAAUUUAUAAUUACUUCGAAAUUAUUUUUGAAUCAUUUUACAUUACAACAAAAGUUACGAAAUCACUUAGUGAUGAUGAACAAGAUAUUAAUGAGGUGAAAUUAAGUCAAAAUCAAUACUUUAUUACUCCAGGACGAUUUCAUAUGUGUACUUUUUAUUUCAAAAGUGCGAAAUAUUAUUCUACAUCUCUUUCUGGUCUUCUUGGUUUUGAUGCAGAUCAAGAUGAAAUGGAUAUUGUAAUAGAAGAUAAUAUACUCUCUCAAUUGCCAAAUACUUUCAAUACUGUGUUAGAAUUGACAUAUAAAUAUGAUUUCAUAGUUAAUGAUGAUGUUAAGACAUUUGAAAAUAAUGUUAUAAAACUUAUAUCAAGUUUUGGUGGUUUUUAUAGUGCUAUAAGCGGAGUAUUUAUUUUACUAUUUGGCGCUUCAAAACUUUCUCCAUGGGGAAUUUGUCAAAUGUACUUGUUACGUUGUUGGCCAUGUCGUCGGAGUUUUAAAAAACAUUUGGCAAAUAGAUACGUUUCUCGUGCAGGAAUACCAUUAGCAGAUGAUCCAUGUAGUCUACCAGAGGGUGGUAGAAUCGAAGAUAGAGUAGCCGUAUUGGAAAUUUUGUUAAAAGAGUAUUACAUUGAUAAUUAUUAUCUAGAUGAUUUAAGAAAAACACAUGAAAGAUAUUUUAAAAAUACAAAUACUAAGAAAUGAAAAUGUAUGAUAAUAUACGUUUAUAAGAAGCUAAAAUUUAACCAUUAAAUUGUUUCUUUUUUCUUUUCUUGUAGUAACCGGGUUUAACUUAAACUACUUUAAUAAUUAGGAAAUUAUUAUCUGUUAUCAAUUU
Rhizophagus irregularis DAOM 181602=DAOM 197198 is the source of this 1503-nucleotide messenger RNA. RefSeq lists its product as uncharacterized. The record is from RefSeq and is a predicted model, not a curated record. NCBI's taxonomy places the organism in Eukaryota, Fungi, Glomeromycota, Glomeromycetes, Glomerales, Glomeraceae.